AUGCCCGACGCCAGACCUGCAGAUGGAGAUGCGACCACCAUGACUCCAGAGCCCGAUGCCCCUGUCGUGCCCGCCGCCGCCGCCGCCGCCUCGCACCCCGCAGAGGCCUUUUUCCAGUUCCGUCUUUCGGACCUGCGUUUGUUAGACGUCGACGACGAACUCGGCGCCGUCGCCGAGCAGCUGUACCUGGACUCGCAGCACGCCGGGACCGAUGAGGGCCUCGCGCACGGCGACGCCGAAUCCGAACGUCCUUCGGUCGACGCGACGGAAGACGGCGUCACGGUCGAUCGGGUAACGGUCAACGACGCCGCAUCUCUGGCUUCAAUUGACGACAUUUCCCUUGCGGGAGGCCAAGCACCCUCUCUGUGGUCGUUGGAAACCAGCGACUAUGAGAAUGGAUUCCAGGAGAGACACGGGCGAACAUAUCACCCCAUAGAGGAGUACAUUCUCCCAAACGACACUACCGAGCAGUUCCGUCUUGGUAAGAUAUUCCCAUGCGGCUCUGGCGACGUCGUUCUGACUGGUGCAUCCACAGAUAUCCAACACCUUCUUUGGUUGGCCACCUGGGACGGCCGCCUAUGCAUGUGCCCCAAGAAGGAUGGCGCCUCACGGGUCCUCGACGUAGGGACGGGGACCGGCGUGUGGGCCAUGGCGUAUGGUGAGGGAAUUGCCUGUCUCUUGUCGUCGUUUCCGCUGGCUAACCCGCCGCAGCUGAUGAACAUCCCGAAGCAAUUGUAUGAGAAACGGCUUGCGACUUUCCGCACGACCCGGAGCUAA
Messenger RNA from Colletotrichum spaethianum, 777 nucleotides. RefSeq lists its product as uncharacterized. The transcript has 5 exons. The record is from RefSeq and is a predicted model, not a curated record. Bases 1 to 777 code for a protein of 258 amino acids. NCBI's taxonomy places the organism in Eukaryota, Fungi, Ascomycota, Sordariomycetes, Glomerellales, Glomerellaceae.